AUUAUUGCGCGUGGAACGGCUGCCUUGGGGAGACUAUUGCCCAGAAGAAAAGAUGUUUGGUUUUCACAAGCCAAAGAUGUACCGAAGUAUAGAGGGCUGCUGUAUUUGCAGAGCGAAGUCCUCCAGUUCUCGAUUCACUGACAGUAAACGCUAUGAAAAGGACUUCCAGAGCUGUUUUGAGUUGCAUGAAACUCGUUCAGGAGACCUCUGUAAUGCCUGUGUCCUGCUUGUGAAAAGAUGGAAGAAGUUGCCAGCAGGAUUAAAAAAAAACUGGAAUCAUGUGGUAGAUGCAAGGGCAGGACCCAGUCUGAAGACUACUUUGAAACCAAAGAAAGCGAAAACUCUAUCUGGAAACAGGAUAAAAAGCAACCAGAUCAGUAAACUACAGAAGGAAUUUAAACAUCACAAUUCUGACGCUCAUAGUACCACCUCAAGUGCCUCCCCAGCUCAAUCUCCUUGUUAUAGUAACCAGUCAGAUGAUGGCUCAGACACAGAGAUGGCCUCUGGCUCUAACAGAACACCGGUUUUUUCCUUUUUAGAUCUCACAUACUGGAAAAGACAGAAAAUAUGUUGUGGAAUUAUCUAUAAAGGCCGUUUUGAGGAAGUCCUCAUUGACACACAUCUAUUCAAGCCUUGCUGCAGCAACAAGAAAGCAGCUGCUGAGAAGCUGGAGGAGCAGGGGCCAGAGCCUCUGCCCAUCUCCACUCAGGAGUGGUGACUGAGGUUUAGGUAGAAGGGGAACAAAAAUGAUUUAAAUUUUGGAAAGAAAACAAAGCAACAAAACCCUCCUAUUUUUAACUUGGAUACAUGCUAUUCUGCCAAAAGACAAUUUCUAGAAUAGUU
Messenger RNA from Nyctereutes procyonoides (raccoon dog), 843 nucleotides. Its product is annotated as SIN3-HDAC complex-associated factor-like. The coding region runs from base 53 to 718 and encodes 221 amino acids. The transcript has a single exon. The record is from RefSeq and is a predicted model, not a curated record. Gene Ontology annotation, biological process: negative regulation of cell migration. NCBI's taxonomy places the organism in Eukaryota, Metazoa, Chordata, Mammalia, Carnivora, Canidae.